Molecule: messenger RNA, 3199 nt
Organism: Hyposmocoma kahamanoa
Lineage: Eukaryota; Metazoa; Arthropoda; Insecta; Lepidoptera; Cosmopterigidae
Product: putative GPI-anchored protein pfl2
Exons: 1
Coding region: 95-2107 (670 amino acids)
Source: RefSeq, a predicted model, not a curated record
UCUUAUAAAUUAAUUGGAUAUUUAUGAACAUUAGUCGUUUUCCUUACAUCGGGGCGAGUGCGCGUUUGAGUGACGCGUAUGUUAAUCGGUAAAUAUGGCCAACAGAAUAAUUCUGUUGUGUCUAGCACUUACGUGUUUGUGUGCUAACGUUAUAGAAUGUGGCAGAGGUGGCGGAAGUAGAGGAGGCGGUAGCUCAAGAAGAGGUGGAUGGGGAUCAAGUAGUUCUAGCUCCUGGAGUAGGCCAUCAUCAAGUUCCAGUUCCUGGAGUAAGCCUUCAUCGAGUUGGGGAUCUAGCAGUUCAAGUUCUUCAUGGGGCAAACCAUCAUCAUCGUCGGGCACUAGCUCAAGUAACUCGUGGUCUUCAGGCUCAGCGUCAAGACCCAGUUAUCCUUCUUCAUCAUCAGGGUUAUCUGGGUCUGGAUCAUCUAGGCCCAGUUAUCCUUCUUCGUCAUCUGGAUUGUCGGGGUCUGGAUCGUCUAGGCCCAGUUAUCCUUCUUCGUCAUCUGGGUUGUCUGGGUCUGGAUCGUCUAGGCCCAGUUAUCCUUCUUCGUCAUCUGGUUGGUCUGGUUCUGGAUCGUCUAGGCCUAGUUAUCCUUCUUCGUCAUCUGGAUUAUCUGGAUCUGGAUCGUCAAGGCCCGCUUAUCCAUCCUCAUCGUCAAGCCUUUCUGGUUCUGGAUCGACAUAUCCAUCAUCUUCAACAGGCCUUUCCGGAUCAUCUAAACCAAGCUAUCCAUCAUCAUCAUCGGGUCUUUCUGGAGCAUCGAAACCUCUCUAUCCACCAUCGACAGGGCUGUCAGGAGGUUCAUCAAAACCGAAUUACCCAUCGUCAACUGGAAUUUCUGGGUCAUCGAAACCUUUUUAUCCCACAUCGUCUGGGUCAGGAUUUUCAAAUACCCAUCCUUCAUCGAACACGUAUUAUCCAACUUAUAACACAGGUGCAAGUAAUUACAGACCUCCUCACAGCCCACCAUAUCAUCCGAGUAAUACGUAUCAUACUGGCAACAGUUACAAUAGCUAUUAUCCUGGCUAUGGAAAUACCCACUAUUACAAUACACCAAGUUACGUUUACGUACAAGAGUACAGAAAUUCAGGAAGUCGAUACAGUGAUCUACUGACAGGCUUAGCUCUUUACAACUUGGGCCGAUCUCACAAUGAUCACUAUCAUCACUAUUAUUAUGACGAUUAUUAUCAACGAAGGUACUAUCAGCCUUCCAGCGGUUAUAGCCCAGACAAUGCACCUAAAGAUAGAGCCACUUGCUUCUUAAAAGUCAAGGAAAAUGACAAAACAGAAGUGCUGAAGGUACCUUGCGAAAUUGUUUCCACAUUCACUGAAGGGAGUAAAAAAGAAAUCAAAGUAAAUAACACAACAGUUUGUGUGACAAAUACUACUACUACUAAUAAUACAGAGUCUAUUAAUUCUUUAGUGCCUUCAGUAUUGAAGGUAACUAUGCUAACAAAUGUCACAAAUGUAAACGCUACAACUGCGGUGCGCACAGGCUUGAUUGAAAAUAUAACAUCUGAAGCUUCUACAACUGCUGCACCAGUUUCGUCGACGACAUUAGAUCCUCGGAUAUUAACCAUCGUACCAUUGAAUGUGACAUCUGCAAAUCUAAAUAUGACAAAUAUUUCAAGUACAGUAAAUGCCACAUCAGACAAUUCAACGGCAACAGUUACAGUGCAAAUAGAAGUUACUACAGUUGCUCCAGUUACCUUAUCAUCUAUAAACACAACCGUUUUACCUGGUAAUAAUACGUCGAACGUGUCGUCUAAUGUACCACUGAGUAUAUCAACUCCAGAAUCAUCAAAGGCUACGAAAGUGAAUUCAACAACAUCCACAGUUACUACGUGCACCACAACAGUGCAGGAGAUUGACCCAUUGACAAUGACAGGACCGCGUAUCAGUGGUGGUUCAACGAAUAUGGAAUGCAGUGUAGAGAUUCAAACUUCUUCAUCUGUGUUACGCCAUCCUGUUAACUGUAGCGUGCUUUUCGAAUAUGCAAAGAUGCCUGAACCAAAAAAGGAAAACGGGAUUUUACCUGAUAGAAGCACUCUAAAGCAAUGGUAUCAGAAACCGCCGUGGUGGCUUGCUAUGUUCAUCGCUGUUUAGUCAGAUAAAAUUAAUUAUUAUUACGUAAUAUAAAUGUUUUUUUGGAAUCUUUAUGAGAAAAUUGUUAUAGUGAUGCAUUGAGUAUAUAACCAGUUUAUAUUAGAUGUUUUGCUGUUUUUUCCACACCACCGAAUAGAAUAACCCCCAUUGUUACAGAUAUUAUCUUUAUUACCUAGAAUAUUUUUGGAAUAUACGGAGACAUAGACACAGGUCAGUUGUUGGCGCUGUACUAGUAUACUAUUUCAGUGCAAUUGGGAGUUAAUAUUUGCAAGUCCCAUUUGACUGAUGGACUGGGAUGGAUGGCCCUUAUUUAGUAUCUAUUUCUGGUUAUAUGCUCGAUAUACUGAUGCGUCUAAUGUGAUUGUAGCACACAUUGAUUUAGAAUGCUUUACCUUGCCAUUCAAAUUUAGAAGUAAUUUAAGUCAUAAAAUAUUUUAAUGUACGUAAAGUAAAAAAUACAAAUCCCAAAAUUUAAUGUGCUCUGUACUUGUACCUAAAGAUAUUUUUGACUAUAACAAUCCUUUAUAUAAAUUAUAUUUUCAAUUUUUCUCAUUAAAUACUCAGUUAAUCUAUAAUACUCUGCGUUUAAUUAACAAUAGAAGAGUUUAAUAUAACUCUGCUAAGGGAAUCAAAAUGACAUAAUUAUGCUUAUGCUUAAACUUAUCGAUAUGAAGAAAACUUUUGGGCACAUUGCCAUUGUUUCACAAGAGCAUAUUCAAAGUUGACCCUAUAGAUGCAUAUAAAAACAUCGUAUUGAAUAAAAAUUGUGUGUAUUAAAUAAUUAUCGAUAGUUCCAGGUUUUUUACUAAGAUAUGACUUAUUAUUUUUUCUCGAUGGCAAAAUUUUCCAUUUUUGUAUAUAUAAAUAAGAGAUAAGUCUAUUUAUUUUGGAGCAUUUGACGGAGAAAAUGUAAGUAAGCACGGUCAAUGAUCGCUGAAAUUCCUUGUAGAUAAUCCAAAAGAUAGCGAAAAAACGUAAGAACUUUGUAAGGAUUAAUGGUAAUGGCGUCUAUUACACUAUUCAUACGACCAGAAUUGGUUUUUUUCUCUAAUAGAAGUAAGCAAUUGACAUCGAUAGUCGUAUUUUCAUUCA